AUGUCUCUCAGCUACUCCUUCGGUAGGAGCGGCCUUCCUCCACCACCCGCAGACUUCUACGGGCAGGUCUCACAGAAACCCAAUAGAAAGAGACGUCGACUAAAAUGCACAAUGUAUUUGUUGGAACUUUCAUUUUACCCGACUGUCAUUACAACUGAGGGCUUUGUUGUUGCAGGAUCCGCUUGUAUAUACACCAUGUACUUCAAUCCUGCUAAAGAAAGGCGGAUAGGGUCCAAGCUGGAACCUGGGAAAAUUCUGAGGAAAACCCACAAGAGUUGGGAGCAGUUAAGACGGCACGAUCCUGAUGCUGAGAUUUCAGAGGUGGUUACAGAGCAUCUCUUCGUGAGCAACAGUAGUGUGCUUUGCGGUGUUUCUCUCGAGGAGCUGGAAGAAAUCUUUUUUCCAUUUGAUGCCAAUGCUUCCUUUACUGUGUUCCCAAACAAACGUUCUUAUUCGUUUGUUAGUUUCUCAUCAAAAGAAAAAGCUCAAGCUGCACGAGAGAACCUUCAUGGUACUAUCCCGUCGCAACUUAAAGUAUCACACCAACCAUUUCUGAUUUCCUAUGUGAAACAGCUGCCCAGGAACAAAUCUGUUGGCAACCUCCUGUACCCAGAGGACCUCGUUCUGUUAGAAGAUUACAUCACAGAGGAUGAAGAAAAAGCACUUCUUGAGAUAAUCUUCGACAGUGAGAAAGUCAAAUCUCUGAAACAUCGAACUGUUGUACACUACGGCUAUGAAUUCGAUUAUAAUAAAAAUAUGGCUUUAAAACCGACAACACCUAUUCCUGAUGGAAUUCAUCUGCUUGCUGAUAGAAUGUUCAGCGAUUCACUCAUCGCAUUUAUACCUGAUCAGGUGACAGUGAAUGUCUACGAACCAGGACAAGGGAUUCCGUCGCAUUAUGAUACUCAUUCAGCGUUUGAAGAUCCUAUUAUAUGCGUGAGCAUGUGCUCUGACGUAGUCAUGGAAUUCAAAGAUGGUGCGAAUUCGGCCCGAAUAGCUCCCAUUUUAUUGAAAAGACUGUCGCUAUGUUUAAUAAAAGGGGAGGCACGUUAUCGCUGGAAACAUGGAAUCGUGAACCGAAAAUACGACAUCAACCCAGUAACUAGUCGCGUAGUGCCUCGUCGACUUCGCGUUUCAUUAACUUUGCGCAAAACUCGUCAGCAGCCAUGUCAGUGUAAGUACAAGGAGUUCUGUGAUUGGGAUAGAGAAGGAGAGAUGGCUGUUCCCUCUAACGACAAAUCAGCUUUGCUGAUCGAGAGCCAAUACGUUAAUGGAGUAUAUGAAAAUAUUGCGUCUCAUUUCGAUGAGACAAGAUUCUCCAGUUGGUCAGGUGUGAAGAAGUUCAUGAAUUCUCUAGCUCCGUAUUCUGUUUUGUACGAUGUUGGGUGUGGCAACGGGAAAUAUCUACUCCCUAACGAUAACUUGCUCAAAUUAGGAUGCGACAGGAGUCAAAUGUUAUGCGAAAUAGUUCAAAGUAAAGGUUGUAUGGUGGUACACGCUGAUGCGUUAUCCUUACCUUUUCGAGAAGCUGCAGAUGCUGUAUUAUCCAUAGCUGUAUUGCAUCAUAUUGCAUCACUGCCGCGACGUCAAAAGAUGAUAAGCGAAAUCCUUAGGGUUCUCAGACCUGGUGGCAUGGCAUGCAUCACUGUGUGGUCUAUGGAUCAAAGUGACUCGGAAUAUGCGAAGAUGAGAGACAAGAAAGACUCUAUUAUCGAUGAAGUCAAAAACCCAAGCCGUCUAAAAGUUCAUGAUGGGAAAGAAUUCGUACAACAGGAUCUCCUUGUUCCAUGGAGCAUCGAUAAAACAGGAGAAGUUUUCAUGAGAUACUAUCAUGUGUUUGGAGAAGGAGAGAUGGAACAGCUCCUCCGAUCUGUUGGUGGCUGUAGCAUAAACAGCAUUGAAAAAGAACAGGGUAACUACAUAGCUAUAAUCACAAAACUAUGA
Molecule: messenger RNA, 1944 nt
Organism: Necator americanus (New World hookworm)
Lineage: Eukaryota; Metazoa; Nematoda; Chromadorea; Rhabditida; Ancylostomatidae
Exons: 18
Coding region: 1-1944 (647 amino acids)
Biological process (GO): tRNA methylation; tRNA wobble uridine modification
Cellular component (GO): nucleus; cytoplasm
Molecular function (GO): tRNA (5-carboxymethyluridine(34)-5-O)-methyltransferase activity; S-adenosylmethionine-dependent methyltransferase activity; tRNA binding
Source: RefSeq, a predicted model, not a curated record